Messenger RNA from Acanthisitta chloris (rifleman), 1389 nucleotides. It is a transcript of the gene NOXO1, whose product is annotated as NADPH oxidase organizer 1. Bases 1 to 1389 code for a protein of 462 amino acids. The transcript is spliced from 7 exons. The record is from RefSeq and is a predicted model, not a curated record. Gene Ontology annotation, biological process: superoxide anion generation. Lineage: Eukaryota; Metazoa; Chordata; Aves; Passeriformes; Acanthisittidae. Gene Ontology annotation, molecular function: protein binding; superoxide-generating NADPH oxidase activator activity; phosphatidylinositol binding.
AUGAUGUUUGUGUCUUGGUCAGACCAGAACAACAUCCUCAUCUACAGGACAUUUGAAGACUUUAAGAGAUUCCAUAAAGAGCUGAAGAGAAAAUUCCCUAUUGAGAGUGGCUCCCUCAGAAGAUCAGGCAGGACAAUCCCCAGGUUUAAGGCACUGCAGCAGAGGAAGGUUGGCAAGCUGAACAAGUACCUGGAGAUCCUGAAACUGCUGGAAACCUACUCCCAGGAGCUGCUGAAGUUGGAUGCAAAAAUCUCCCAGGGUGAAGAUGUGAAUCAGUUUUUCAAGGCACAGACACAAGACCUUGAUCCUUCCUUCCCUGAAAACAGUGUUGUGAUCAUGCCAUCAGUGUUCAAAGAGGAGCAAAAGCCCCAGGAGCAGCUCUCCUCCAUCACACUUCCCCAGGCCUCCCAGAGCUAUCGCUGCAUCGAAACCUUCCAGACCAAGGACACAAAGAACAAGACCUUCACAGUCACCCAGAAGGAAAUUGUUGAAGUGUUGAUCAAGGAUAUGACUGGAUGGUGGCUGGUGGAAAAUGCAGACAACCAGAUAGCCUGGUUCCCAGCCUCCUACCUGGAGGAGCUUGAUGUCCACAGGGACAUCCAGAAUGCUUUCAGCUCAAAUGAGGAGGGCAGCCUGUACUUUGUCAUGAGAGCCUAUGAGGCUCAGAAGGCAGAUGAGCUCUCCCUGAACCACGGGGUGGUUGUAGAAGUAGUCAGGAGAUCUGAUGAUGGCUGGUGGCUGAUCCGGUACAAUGGCCACACUGGUUACCUGCCCUCCAUGUGCCUCCGACCCUACAGGAACCCUCACCACAAGCUCCAGACCAUCAUCAGCUGUGGCCUCAACACCUCCACCACCAACCUCAGUUGCUCCUUGACACCUCCCCAGGCACGGGGGAAGGCCCUGGGGCAGUCCAGGGUGCAGCCAGGCUCUUCCUUGGGCUCCAGCCAAGAGGACAUGAGCUCUCAGCGAGGCAGAUCGAGGUCCCUGCCCAGGGCCAGCUCCACCCCCGAGCUGGAGUCGGACAGCUCUUCUCUGGGCUCGGGUGGCAGCAGCGAGAGGGACACGAGGCUGGGCUGGAAGCCUGACCUGUCCCGCUCCCUACCCGAGGUGGAGCAGGACAGGAACUCUGCCCUGCCCAAGCCCAGCAGCAAGUCCCCAUGCCUCUCCCUGCAGGACAGGAACGAUUCUGGCUUCAUGGAGUCCUCUGCAGCAGAUCUGAGCACAUCCCUCCCCACCCCAGAGCUGGCCACAAGCAUGCCCAAGGUGCCAGUGCGUCCCUCGGCACAGGAGAUCCUGCAGAAGUGCAGCACGGUGACCAAACGUGCUGUGCAACAGGGUGUCCCUCGCCCUGCCCUGCAGGCUCUGCUCCCACCCCACAGUUCCGACUAG